This is a messenger RNA of Anopheles maculipalpis, 1707 nucleotides long. Its product is annotated as sorting nexin-29-like. NCBI's taxonomy places the organism in Eukaryota, Metazoa, Arthropoda, Insecta, Diptera, Culicidae. Gene Ontology annotation, molecular function: phosphatidylinositol binding. The record is from RefSeq and is a predicted model, not a curated record. Bases 1 to 1707 code for a protein of 568 amino acids. The transcript has 3 exons.
AUGGUUGGUAUGAGCAACUUUGUCCUCAAUUCUUCCACCCUGGAGCACAUUGGUGUAAAUCGUGGCGUUAAUGCCGAUCCGGAGCAGCCUGCACGCGAUCCGGAUCGACAGGCCCUGCUAGAUGAACUGCUGGCAACGGUGCGUCAAUGCCAGAAUCAGUACGGUAGCCACAGGCAGCUAGCGACUGAAGAGGACUCACUAAUUAGCAAGCUGUGCGACGUGUGGGAACGGGUGCUUUCACACGGGCUUCGUACCACUGCCUGGAUCCCAUUUAACAUACUCGAAUAUUUUGGCCCACCGGAAGGAAGACCCCCGGUAGAACGUCCCUGCUUUUGGGACUUUGCCUCCAAUCAUCUGACACGGGACGAACGAGAGCGUUACUGCGGUCUGGCGCACAUCGUCACGCGGCGUGGCCGUGCACGUGCACUAUUACGUGCCGUCCUCAACGAACACGCACUCGAACGGUAUGUGCUGAUGUGGCUGAGCGAUGCAGAACUGCUGGAAACACACUACGAACCGUGGGCAAUGUUACGGCAGGCCGAAAUACAAUCAAUUCUGCCGAAUGUGGCCGCCGGCUUAGGUACAAUUCUGUUUGCGAUCGUAAUCGAUCGGCCAGAAUUGAACCGCAUCGGCACGGGACGUGCCGUGCUCGAACCGAAACCGGAACCGAUCAUCGCCACCCGGCGGCCCGUCGGUCCGGCACGCAAGGUGAAUGCGGUUCAACGGGAAAUACUUGAGGAUUCGGUACCGCGACAGCUAACUCCUCCGAACACUACGGCGCGGAGGUCAAUUGAGCCAAAGGUAACAUCGACCCCGAACGACACCACCACCUCCGAUACCAUUAAAACUCCACGGGAAGAAGUACCGUACAUGGUAACGGAGGCGCUUCCCGGUAUCCCAAACGAACUACGGGAAAAAGUGGGCUCUGACACUACGACCGUUGACGUAGCGGAAGAUAGUAUUCUUAACUACUCCUCGGCCAGUGCAACAACCAGCUCCAUCUCAACUUCCGGGAGUUCGUUUUACGGAGAUGGCCGGGGUACCGAGGAAGAUGCUGGAUCUGAUGUUGUCUUUCGGAAUCGUACCCGUUCGGGAUCGCUGAUGUUGUACAGCGAACAUAAUGUAGUUUCACAUGAUCACCACAGCAGCGCAGUGGACGAGCAGAUAAAACGAAGAAAUCAAGAGCUUGAGGAGCGGUGUCACUUGUUAGAGUCACGAGUUGCUGCCCUGAGUCUCGAAAACCAUCGGCUGCGUAUGUUAACCAGAUCCAACCGGCUUUCGGUGGCAUUCUUCAGCUUUAGCAUCCCGAAGGCAAUACAGCGUACCUCUGAUAGCGGGCGGUCCCGUCGACCUUAUCACGUGUACGAAAUACGCAUCACACCGUCCGGUGUAAGCGGUUCGACGAUGGGCAACGAAAGUUGGUGCGUGUACCGACGUUACAACGAAUUUUACCGACUGCAUCGGCGUCUGCAGAAACAGUAUCCCACCGUUAAAACGCUUGACUUUCCACCGAAAAAGAAGUUCGGCAAUAUGAAUGCCGACCUCGUUGAGCAACGGCGUCAGCGGUUACAGGUAUAUUUGAAUGGGCUGUUUGUAUCCGCCCUGCCGGAGGUGCUGUCGUGCAAUACACGGGUGCAGCUGGAGCAAACAUUUCCCUUUCUAACUGACCAUUCAGUUCCGGCGGCCACAGCAGCAGGGAGCACCUGA